AUGGCCUCUCUUAGGCAACUCACCAGGGUCACACUCGCGCGCACCGUGACCACUCCCACCAUCGACAUCCCUCGUGAUAUCUCGACCCAUGAAUUCAAGGGCAUUGUGACCUUGAAAGAAGCAGACAAGAAAGAGGUCAUCGAGAACGCCUUAGAUUAUUGUGUCGAGGCUGGUUUUGAUGACAUGGGCGCUGACCACGCCAUCAUUGCGUACGUGACAAGCUUAGAUUUACAGUUAUCGUUUGAUAACGUUGGCAUCACACACAUUCACAGCGCCGGCGGAAACCAUGUUAAUCCGAAUGACAAGGUUGACACGUUCAGGCGCGCUACGGUGCAGCUCUUUGACAAGCAGAGGCAGCCUAUGCGGUUCCAGGGCUCUGAUGGGCGCAUCUAUGAUCGCAUUCAUAUCCCAGCGGACCGCGCUCUGUGGCCUCGGUUCUGCAACGGCUACUACACUCGUAUUAAAUAG
This is a messenger RNA of Sparassis crispa, 468 nucleotides long. RefSeq lists its product as hypothetical. The coding region runs from base 1 to 468 and encodes 155 amino acids. The record is from RefSeq and is a predicted model, not a curated record. The transcript has a single exon. NCBI's taxonomy places the organism in Eukaryota, Fungi, Basidiomycota, Agaricomycetes, Polyporales, Sparassidaceae.